AUGGAUAGCGAGCAGAGAUACGACCAACAUUUUGACAAGGUAUGGGAAGAAAGCUUUUUCACGUGUAUCGAUAAUAAAAUCAUCUGUCUUCUCUGUGGGUAUAAACCCAGUAUUGUUAAAAAAUAUGUCCUGCUUAGGCAUUAUAAGAUUAAGCAUUCGCACGAGUACUCGAAGUAUGUGGACGAGGAGAAAUUUAAUUUAAUCGAAGGAUUAAAAUUGAUUUAUCAAGAAGGUUGUAGUUCGAAUAUCGAAAAUGUUACACCUUCAGUUAAAGCUCUUAAAGCCUCUUAUGCGAUUUCAAAUUUAAUCGCAAAAAAUUCCAAGCCGUUCUGCAAGGGAAAAUUUAUAAAGGAAUGCCUCAUCACAGCAGUAGAGUCAUUUGGAAAUUCAUUGACUCUUGAAGAAGCUGCUAGCAUUUCUUUAAGUGACAAAACAGUACAAUCCCGAAUAAGUGAUAUUGCUUCAUCUUUAGAAAAUAAACUAAAAUCUCUCUUAACAUCUUGUUCCUUUUUUUCAUUGUGCCUAGACGAAAGCACCGAUAAUCGACAUGUAAGUCAAUUGAGCAUUUUUGUUCGAAUCGUGCAAAACGAUUUUUCACAUGUCGAGGAGCUAUUAGAUUUCGUUCCAUUGCAUUCAAGAACAACAGGCUUAGAUAUUUUCAAAGCCGUUGAUCAAACUUUAAAAAAGUUUGAUACUAAUUUUGUAAAAUGUUCAGCUAUCGUUACCGAUGGCGCAAAAGCAAUGAUUGGCGCAAAGAAUGGAUUAUUCGGUCAAAUAAAGCAGCGAGGUUUAAAGUUCCCUGUCAUUCAUUGCGUAAUUCAUCAAGAAGCGUUAUGUGGGAAAGUUGUGAAACUAUCCACGGCAAUGCAAACCGUGACAAAAAUUAUCAAUACUAUCAAAGGUGGUCAAAAAUUUCUUAGUCAUAGAAAGUUUCAGCAAUUUCUCCAGGAACAUAACGCAACGUACACAGAUGUACCUCUAUAUUGUGAAGUUCGGUGGCUCAGCGCAGGAAGAUGCUUAGAAAAAUUCUUUGCAAUAAGAAAAGAGAUCUUCCUUUUCUUGCAAGAAAAUUUUGCUGCAAAAUAUGAAGAAUUCAAAUCUUUUUUCGAGGAUGUAAACUCGCUUUGCGAGCUUGCUCUCAUAACUGACAUGACAAAUCAUUUAAAUAUUCUUAAUUUAAAGCUGCAAAAGACCAAUCGAAAUCCUCUCACUGUGCAAAUCGAGAAACAAAGCCUAGACUUUCAGGCAGAACUUUGCGAUUUGCAACAUGAUCUCUCUUUGAAAGCACGACAGUCAUUUUACGAGCGGAAAGCACUACGCUUUACCGCCAGUGCAGAUACCACGGCGACUACUCUGGAAGAAGCCAAGACGCUGCAGUGGAGACUCCAGGCGCUCACAUUGUCACCAGUCCGGAACACGCGGCCACCUCGUGUAUUGCUGGCCGAAGGAGAUCUGAGGAUCUGGAGGUACACCUCCCCACGGUACCAGCUGCCGGACUUACUGGAGAACCUCGCCAGGGACAGCUGCAGUAUCGCCACGCAGACGGACACCACAGACUGCCGCAGGAGAGAUCGAGCGACACAGACGGACCUUGGAGCCACUGCCACGUGCGGAACGCAGACCAACCGCAGUAGUCGGGCCGGCAAACCGAAACGGAAGAAGGCCAAACAACGGAGACUAUCUAAGGAGAGACCAUCCCGGGCAAAAAGACAUCGUGUCGAGGAGACUGCAGCUACGCCGUCCAAGAACGAGACCGACUGCAACAACAACGAGGAGCCAGCGUACCGGGUUACAAUAACCAAACCGCCAAUACGGUGGAGGCCUAAGGCCUAA
Molecule: messenger RNA, 1833 nt
Organism: Monomorium pharaonis (pharaoh ant)
Lineage: Eukaryota; Metazoa; Arthropoda; Insecta; Hymenoptera; Formicidae
Product: general transcription factor II-I repeat domain-containing protein 2B-like
Exons: 3
Coding region: 1-1833 (610 amino acids)
Source: RefSeq, a predicted model, not a curated record